AAGAAGAAAAAAAUCAAAAUCAAAAUUCAUUUCUCUGGUUGUUCCGUUGAAACCAUCUUAGACCUGAAACAUGUCGUUCGACGGCGGCGGUGGCGGCGCUAACACAGACGGCGCGACUAACAAGGAUUUCUUUUGCUACCAAUGUAACCGUACCGUCACCAUAACAAUCUCCCCUUCAGCUGACCCGUCUUGUCCAAUAUGCAACGAGGGAUUCCUCGAAGAAUACGAAAACCCUAGCCUUAAUCCAGGUUCCACCUUCCAAAACCCGAAUCCGAACCCAAACGAUCCCUUUUUGUCGGUAUCGGAUCCGUUUUCUUCCUUCCUCCCGCUCCUUUUCCCUUCUUCCACAGCGACUUCUUCACCAUCCCCUCCUUCAAUUGACCCUCAUAACCCUAACCUGUUCGGACCGACCCGGUCAGGCCGAGGUGUCCCAUUCGCUUUCGAUCCAUCUACUUUCAUCCAAAAUCAUCUCAACGAUCUCCGUUCAAGAGGAGCCCAAAUCGAGUUCGUGAUCCAGAAUAAUCCCUCCGAGCCUGGCUUUCGGCUUCCGGCGGACCUAGGGGAUUAUUUCAUCGGACACGGGCUCGAGCAACUGAUUCAACAGCUGGCCGAAAACGACCCUAACCGGUACGGGACCCCACCGGCAUCUAAAUCAGCCAUUGACGCGCUGCCUACGGUGAAGAUAGCGAAGAACAACCUGAAUUCGGAGUUCAACCAGUGCGCGGUUUGUAUGGAUGCGUUCGAGGAAGGGACUGAAGCGAAGCAAAUGCCCUGUAAACAUCGUUAUCACAAAGAUUGCAUAUUGCCGUGGCUGGAAAUGCACAAUUCGUGCCCCGUGUGUCGUCACGAGUUGCCUACUGAUGAUCCUGAUUAUGAGAGGAGGGUUCGUGGGGCACAGGGUACUGCUGGAGGUAUCGAUGGCAACAGUAGCGAGGGUGAUAAUGGCCAGACGUCGGGGGAUAAUCAGACGGUGGAGAGGAGUUAUAGGAUAUCGCUGCCUUGGCCGUUUCGGGCCCGUGGGUCGGGUUCAGGAUCAGGUGAUAAUGCGCAGACCAGGCAAGAAGAUUUGGAUUGAGAAAUGAGUAUAGUUAUUACAAAGGUGGAGAUCAAGGCUCUUGCAUUUUUUGCUCAGUGGAGAACUGGACAUGUUGAAUCCCUAGCUCAAGUGUUUAAGGAAGGGAGAAGUCUGAACUUGUUUUUAGCUGCCAAUAUAGAAACUAGAAUUUACAGUAAUGACAAAGGGGAGUUUUACUUACUUUUCACACAUGCAAUUUACCGCAUAUAGUCGCUAAUAACUUCCUCAAGGGGGCUUUUUCGUGUUUGACACGCUGUUAGUUUGUCUCUUCAUUAUGUAGAUGCUUGCCAUAUUGAUUUUGGAGGGUAUUAUAAGUGGUUUGUUUUCUGAACUUAAUGCUCUCAAGUAUAUAGUUAACUAGUUUUAACUGUGAAUGGCUUGGUGGCCAA
Messenger RNA from Hibiscus syriacus, 1464 nucleotides. RefSeq names its product E3 ubiquitin-protein ligase RING1-like. Gene Ontology annotation, molecular function: ubiquitin protein ligase activity. Lineage: Eukaryota; Viridiplantae; Streptophyta; Magnoliopsida; Malvales; Malvaceae. Gene Ontology annotation, biological process: protein ubiquitination. The coding region runs from base 71 to 1075 and encodes 334 amino acids. Gene Ontology annotation, cellular component: cytoplasm. The record is from RefSeq and is a predicted model, not a curated record. The transcript is spliced from 2 exons.